Molecule: messenger RNA, 1074 nt
Organism: Schistocerca piceifrons (Central American locust)
Lineage: Eukaryota; Metazoa; Arthropoda; Insecta; Orthoptera; Acrididae
Exons: 2
Coding region: 1-1074 (357 amino acids)
Biological process (GO): chromatin remodeling
Cellular component (GO): nucleus
Source: RefSeq, a predicted model, not a curated record
AUGAUAGACAGGAGAAAGAUUCGUGUGCUUGUGUUGAGUGAGACCAAGUGGACGGCAAAAACCUCUAAAUUCUUGAGAGACAUUGACCAAGUUACAGAUGAGAACUUUGUGAGUGAAAGGAUAAUUAGAUCAAGGGUGAUCUUGGGAAAGAAUAGUUUUACUAUACUCCAAGUGUAUGCACCCCAGAAAGGGUGGGGUGAGGAAGAAAAAAGGAAAUUCCAGGAAGAACUGGAAGACCAAGUAAGAGAAGAUAACAUUGUAAUGAAUGGGGAUAUGAAUGCUCAGAUGGGCACGGAUAGAAAUGAAUAUGAGGAGGUGAUGGGUCGUUUUCGAUAUGGAAGUCGAAAUGUUGAGGGUGAAGAAAUUCUAAGUCUGUGCAUAAAUAAUCGUCUUUUAAUGAAGAAUACAUUCUUCAAGAAACAUGAUAGCCAUGAGAUUACUAGACAUGGCUGGGAUGGAAAAUCUAAGACAGUUAUAGACUAUAUACUAACAGACAAAUUAAUUGGAGGAAAAGUAAAAGACUCUAAAGUCAUACAAAGUGAGUACUUGGAUAGUAACCACAGGUUACUAGUAGCUGACCUAAAUUGUAAGAUAAAAAGUUUGAAUGCUGUACAAAGAAUGCCAAAAAUUAAGGAGUGGAAGAUGAAAGAAGAAGAAAAUAAGAAAAGUUUCCAAAAUCUAGUAGCACAAAAAUUGCCAAAAACUGAAAGGGAUAGUGAGGAGGAAGAGUGGAACCUAUUUAAAACAUCAAUAGUUAACAGUGCUUUGCAGAUAUGCGGCAAAACAAAGAGUAAAAUGAAAGACAAAGAAACCAGUUGGUGGGACGGUAGAGUAAUAGACGCAAAUAAAUAUCGUAAUAUGGCAAGGAAAAACAUGGAGUUUGAAAAAAGAAAUCACAACCAGGUGCUGGUGCCAAAUGAUGAAAGCAAGGUGAAAACACUGGAGAAGGAUUACCAACGAAAGAAACUCCAAGCAAAGAGAAUUGUGAAAGAAGAAAAGGAGAAGAGUUGGGAAAUAUUCAUCCAGGAGCAGAGCAGGAGAGCAAAGGGAACCAAGAACUGUUAUAUAGGUUAA